This is a messenger RNA of Mesorhabditis belari, 1494 nucleotides long. NCBI's taxonomy places the organism in Eukaryota, Metazoa, Nematoda, Chromadorea, Rhabditida, Rhabditidae. The record is from the annotation of a GenBank genome assembly.
AUGGUAGAGGAGGUGGAUUGUUUAAUCAAAGGACAGAAGCCGUUUUGGGGAAUCGUGUGCUCGCGCGCACACUCGGCGUCGACGCAUUUCGUUCGCUUCCUUCAUGGCCAGUUAAUGUUGACACAUCGAAGCCGCAAUUGGGAGCAAGAUUCGAACCGUGAAGUCAAAGUUGGGGAUCUAUUGCGAUUUAUCUGGAAGCCCCACUAUGAGUUGGAUGAAUGUGUGGGUGUCGUUGACACGUAUAUCAUCGUGCCGCCCGAGAAACAACCCUAUUUUCUGAGCGCUUCAUUGCAACCAAGUCAUUCGGGACAAAUUGUUUUGGUCUCUUGUGAACUCCGCUACGAAGGCAACGAUGGUAAAGUGGCUACAUUCGUCAAUGAACAUUUGGGAAGAGUCUUCGAUGAUCACAAGAAGAUUCAUGAGAAAGCACUCACUACGCAAGGAGUAUACCAAUGUCUCAUUACGCGAAGAUAUAUUCUAAUCUUGAUUGUUUCGAAUGGAUCUCAUCAUGGAUUUGCCGUACGCGUACCGCAUAGGGAGGAGCCACUAAUUUGGCCGACUGACAGCAUCAGCAAGCGUCCAAUCACUAUACACAAAGAAGUUCUGAGUGGCUUUCAUGAAAAGAAUCUUGGCCUCUUUGUCGAUUAUUGGCUAAUACCGGGAAGUCGCACAAUUGGAAGAAUGCAGGUGGCAACUUGUCAACCACCAACGAAGAAAGUCGGCGAUCGUUUCAUGAUUGCGCUUGACUGUUCUUACACUGGACAUAGAACAAGAGUCAACGACGUCGAUGUUCUUUCCUCCAGAAUGUAUCGCUGGAUUGAGGACAGGCAAGGCUUCGCCAAAGCGUUGAAUAUGAAGAAGGGAGAUAGCCAAUACUUCUGGUGCUACCUCGACACGAGUUCAACAAAUGCCGCGUAUCUUGAUUGGGUUGUGAUCGAUAUUUACGACGAGAAGGUCGAGGGAUCGUUUGUUGCGAACAGCGCACAAGCGUCGUGCUAUCCAAAGGACUUGAAAUACGUUGGAUCGCUGAACGAGUACGCGCUAAAAUCGGCUGAAAGCGAAACCGUUGAGCUUGAAGAAUUCGGAGGCAAUAAAUGGUAUGCGAGAGGCAUUGAUAAGCCUCAACAGAGCUACUCGCAGGAUUCGAUUCAAGCUAAAAAUCGCGUUAUCGAAAAAUGGAUUGAUGCUAAAGCCGCCACUUGGGAAACCAUUCACAAAGAACCAGGAUUCGGUGAAUCAUCGCCUCGUUAUGAAAAUACACGAUUUGAGGGUAAGUCCAACCAAGCUGGACACAAAUACUUCAACCACGAAAAUAACGCUCAACAUGAAAUCGGUGUGAGAGGUGCAACUGCCGAUAUGGAACUUCUCGAGAAUAUGAAACAGUUGCGAGCCAUUGUUCGCGAGAUCUUUCAAGAGGAUGAGGUUCGUGAAGCUGCUCGUCGAGUCAAUCCGAAUGCUUACGCAGAGCUCAUCGAGAAACUCGCCUUCGACAAU